GAAGUUUUGCAGACAAUGGAAUUGGAAUAGAGAAGAGAGUUUAUGUUGGAAUAGUACAUGUGAAUGCAAUAAAGUCUUACACCAUUGCAACAACUCUUGAAUAAACACAAUAUGUUGAUUGGAUUGAAUGAUUAUAGUAAGGUAGAUCUCAGGUUCCCAGCCCACAAGAACAAUAAAUUGCAAUUAAAAGGGACAAAUUUCUUGCAGGUUCUACAUCUGGAUUACUGCGAGUAAUAGUAAUUCAAAACCCUUUUUGAGUUUUUUUCUGCUAACUGCAAGAAUCGUCGCUCACCUCACUCCCAAUGAUUCCCAAUACUAACUUUCUGUACAAAAUCAAACCCAGAUCCAAUCCUUCCACCUUUCUUCAUCAUUUAAAUCCGACGUUGAUAUCGUUCUUCUUGCCCAGUUCAGGAAGCCGCUUCCUUUCAAAUUCUCCCUUCUCAGAUUUCGCCUCUGAUGAUCCAACUGUUGAUGAGUGCCGACGCCAAGAAAUCAGAGUAGAAGAAGAAAGCCCAGGAAGUAAAUUUGAUUUCAAGGGCUAUAUGCUUGAGAAAAUUGGCGUCGUCAAUCGGGCCUUAGACGCCGCAGUUCCCCUCAGAGACCCCGUCAGACUCCACGAAGCGAUGCGGUAUUCUCUCCUGUCCCAAGGAAAACGCAUCUGCCCCAUCGUUUGUCUCGCCGCCUGUCAGCUGGUCGGCGGAGAUGAGUCAACGGCUUUGCCGUCAGCCUGCGCCCUGGAAAUGAUCCACGCCAUGUCGCUGAUGCACGACGACCUGCCCUGUAUGGACAACGACGAUCUCCGCAGGGGCCGGCCCUCGAACCACGUGGUUUUCGGGGAACACGUUUCUGUUAUAGCUGGGUACGCCCUUCUUGCGCGCGCAUUCGAGCACAUAGCGAUGGAUACAAAAGGGUUGGCCCCGGGCAAAAUUGUCCGCGUCGUAAGUGAAUUAGCGAGGUUGAUUGGGCCGGAGGGGGUGGUGGCCGGGCAGGUUGCGGAUCUGAAAUGUGGAGGGAACGGGCAGUUGGAUAUAGGAGUGGAGCAGCUGGAGUACAUUCACCUUCACAAGACCGCCGCGUCGGUGGAGGCGUCGGCCGUAGCGGGUGCGGUUCUGGGCGGGGCGUGUGAGGAGGAGAUUGACAGGCUGAGAAGAUACUCGAGAUGUGCGGGGCUGAUGUUUCAGGUGGUGGAUGAUGUUCUUGAUGUUACCAAGAGUAGUGCAGAAUUGGGGAAGAGUUGUGGGAAGGAUUUGGUGGCCGGCAAAGCGACAUAUCCGAAGCUGAUCGGCGUUGAGAAAUCAAUGGAGUAUGCUGAGAAGUUGAACGAGGAGGCUCAAGAACAACUGGUUGGGUUUGAUCAGGAAAAGGCUGCUCCAUUGAUUGCCUUGGCAAAUUACAUUGUUCACAGGCAAAAGUGAGCAACUCUAUCUCCUCCUAUUUUCUUAGUUUUGUCACUAAUUAACACUCAAGAAUUGCAAUCUCUUUUUGUUACAAAAAGGGAAAACAGAUUGUUGCUCUCUCCACAGACAUACGUUCGAUUUUGACCAAUAUGUCAAUCAUUUGUGGUGCAAAUGAGAUGGACAAACAUACGUGUUAGGUUAGGAUGUAUGUUUAGGGGCACUAAAUGAUGUUUGACAAGUAUUGUUGUAAUGUAAUUGAUACAUAAAUUGAAGAAGAGUAGGGCAUGUGGGCAAGAUGAUUGAGCCACAAAGCAGUCAGGCCGGCCCUUGGGAAUGGAGGGGAAGGCCAUUCGGACAGAAGAAAAGGUGAUAGGCCUUUGCGGAUGAUUAAUGAUGAUCAUGCAAUCAUAAUUUUUAGGAGAUGGGCCUUUUA
Messenger RNA from Sesamum indicum (sesame), 1830 nucleotides. RefSeq names its product geranylfarnesyl diphosphate synthase, chloroplastic. Gene Ontology annotation, molecular function: geranylgeranyl diphosphate synthase activity. Lineage: Eukaryota; Viridiplantae; Streptophyta; Magnoliopsida; Lamiales; Pedaliaceae. Gene Ontology annotation, biological process: isoprenoid biosynthetic process. The record is from RefSeq and is a predicted model, not a curated record.